GACAUCAACGCGACCGAUCGCGUCCUUGCCAGCAAGAUGUCCCUCAUCAAUUCAGCACUCGACGAAAUCGGCAUGACUCGCUUCCACUGGAAGCUGUUUUUCGUCCUCGGAUUUGGGUAUGCCGCAGACAGCGCUCUGAUCGUGUGUCAUUCGAUCGCACAGACUGCUGUGACUCAACAAUACGGCGCUCCCUCCAAGAGAAUCAAGGGCAUCGCCCUCGCUUCGCAAGUUGGCCUGCUUGUCGGCGCUGCGGGAUGGGGAUUUACCGCGGACAUCAUCGGACGGAAGAUUGCUUUCAAUACGUCCUUAUUCUCCUGUGCUAUUUUUGUGCUUGUAGCGGGUGGCAUGCCCAAUUACAUCUCUUUCGCAGCAAUGGUCGCACUCUACUCGGCUGGUGCUGGAGGGAACUACAUAUUAGAUGCCACAAAUUUCCUGGAGUUUCUGCCUUCGUCACAUGCCUGGCUUGUUACCUUCCUGGCAGUGUGGUGGGCUGUGGGAUACACAAUCACAGGUCUGCUGGCCUGGGCUUUCUUGAGCAAGUUUAGCUGUCCACCUGAUGCGACACCCGCAUCCUGCUCGAACGCAGAUAACAUGGGCUGGCGAUACAUCCACAUCACUAUCGGAUCUUUGGUGCUGGGCUUGUCCAUUCUUCGGGUUGUGGUAGUCAAGAUGCCCCAAACACCAAAAUGGCUGGUCAGUCAAAAUCGAGACGAGGAAGCUUUCAAGGGGCUGGAAGCACUAUCGAACAAAUACGGCCGUCCCAUCACCCUGACGGCUCAAGACUUGCAAGCUCAAGGUCAAGUCUUGCACACCGAGAAGUCCGUGUGGUCGGCAUUCCGCUUGAAGAAGCAUUUCGGGGGCCUCUUUGAGACGAAGAUACUGGCCUAUUCGACGGUGAUGAUUAUUUUGAAUUGGUUCGUCAUCGGCAUGGUGUCGCCGCUGUACUCCGUGUUUCUGCCUUACUACCUGAAGUCCCGCGGAGCACACGUUGGUGAUGCCUCUCUGGACACCACUUGGCGUGAUUAUGCCAUCAACCACGUUGUCGGACUUGCUGGGCCCAUCAUAGCCGCCGUGUUGGUGGAGACACGCUGGCUGGGUCGACGCGGGACACUUGCGAUUGGAGCUGGGUCGACUAUGGCGUUGCAGUUUGGGUACACACAAAUCAAAACGCCGGCGCAGAAUCUCGCCGUGAGUGCGACGAUCACGGCCGCAAGCAAUAUCUACUAUGGCACGAUCUACGCAUACACCCCUGAAAUUCUCCCAAGUGCACACCGUGCGACGGGCUACGGACUGUGUGUUGUUAUGAAUCGAGUCGGAGGCAUUAUUGGCGUCUUGAUCGGAAGCUAUGCGAACGUGGAGACCACGGCUCCUCUGUUUGUCUGCGCAGGACUUUUCGGAUUGCUGAUUGUUUUGAGUCUGGCAUUGCCAUUUGAAAGUAGAGGGAAGAGGAGUGUAUGAGACCUUACUACCUGCUUUGGGUUUACCGCUACAAUUUUGAUAUGCAUCG
Molecule: messenger RNA, 1507 nt
Organism: Zymoseptoria tritici IPO323
Lineage: Eukaryota; Fungi; Ascomycota; Dothideomycetes; Mycosphaerellales; Mycosphaerellaceae
Exons: 4
Coding region: 37-1458 (473 amino acids)
Biological process (GO): transmembrane transport
Molecular function (GO): transmembrane transporter activity
Source: RefSeq, a predicted model, not a curated record